This is a messenger RNA of Triticum turgidum subsp. durum (durum wheat), 948 nucleotides long. The record is from the annotation of a GenBank genome assembly. NCBI's taxonomy places the organism in Eukaryota, Viridiplantae, Streptophyta, Magnoliopsida, Poales, Poaceae.
AUGCUGCAGCACGGCCAUCCUGGCGGUGUGCCGGCUGUUCUUCCGAUCAUUGGCGCUCCAGUGGUCGGAAAGAGGACUCUGGUCGCCCAUGUAUGCAAGGACGAGAGGGUCCAGUCACACUUCUCUUCGAUUCUGCAUCUGAAUGGAGAUUCCUUGGGUAGAAUCGCAGAACAUGGUAGUCUCAUGUCAGGAAGUAUACUGGUGGUUGUCGAGCUUGUUUCAGACGUCCACGAGGAGGAUUGGGGCAAGUUCUGUUCAGCAGUAGCAACAAGCAUGGAUAAUGGAAGCAAGGUGAUCAUCAUCAGCCGCCUUAAAAAUUCAGAGCGACUCGGAACCGUUGAGCCAAUCUUCCUCAAAACCCUGUCAUACGAGGAGUUCAGCUACCUAUUCAAGACACUAGCAUUUGGGAGUGCGAACCCGGCACAGCACCCACGGUUAGCGCGGAUAGCAGACGAGCUGGCCAGGGAAUUCCAAUCCGAAUGGUCAAUCGGCACUGCAAAUCCGUUUGCGGACAUCAUGAGGAGGAACCUCAGCGUCCAUUUCUGGCUCUGCAUCCUGAGCGGGCUGAGAAGGGUAGUCGAGAGGAACUUAUCCCUGUUUGGGGAGCACCCGAAGCUACUCGCCCGGAGACGCCGCCAGAUAGACGUUACUGACUUGGUCUUACAUCCCAUGGAUUCUCCACUCCGGGUCGUGGCUUCCUGUACCAGUUGCAGCAGCCACACUGAAGUUACGGUGGAAAGGGAAUUGCUUCCGUGGGUGAGGUUUGCGGAUCUGGUGAUGUAUCCUGGAGUUAGACCACAAGGGGAUUUCAAUGUGGUUGUGUGGGAAUCAAGGUUGCCGCCUUACACCUUGUUUGUUCAUUUCACUACAAGUGGAAAUGGUGCUCCAGGUGCGGCGGAACAGAGCACUCCCCUGUCUGGGAGGAAGCGUGCAGCGGUGCAUUUGUAA